Plasmodium adleri (nom. inval.) is the source of this 3063-nucleotide messenger RNA. RefSeq names its product conserved Plasmodium protein, unknown function. The transcript has 2 exons. The coding region runs from base 1 to 3063 and encodes 1020 amino acids. The record is from RefSeq and is a predicted model, not a curated record. NCBI's taxonomy places the organism in Eukaryota, Apicomplexa, Aconoidasida, Haemosporida, Plasmodiidae.
AUGGUAAAAAAGGACAAUGAAAAAAAUAUUACCCAAGAAAGUAAAGAAAAGGACAAAGCGAAAAAUACAAAUGAGAAAGGAGACCCUUUAAUAAAAUUAAAAGAAGAAAGAGAAAAAUUAAUCCAAUGGUCAAAAAAAUUAAAAAAUAAUAAUUGUUCAUUUGUAAGUUCUGAUAAAAUUGAUACUGAGAAAAGUGAAAAGGUUUAUUCUAGUAAUGAUGAUUAUUAUGAUGAAAAAGAUAAAAUGACUGAUAAUAAGAGGGAUAAUAAAAAUAAUAUGAACAAUUAUCACAAUAAUUAUCACAAUAAUAAUAGUAAAAAUAGAAAGAAAGGAAUUCAUUUAAACAACUUCUCAUAUAAUAACCUAUCAGAUCAGAAACAAAACGAUAUCGAUCAUAUAGUAUAUGAAUCAAGGCAAAAAAAUAAAAAUUCUAAUUAUGAUAAUAAUAUAGUUCAUGAAGAAAGUGCUAAUGAUGAUUAUAAUAUAAAUAAAAUAAGAAGAAAUAAAAAAAAAGAUAAAAAUUAUAAUUCGAAAAAUAAUUCGUUUGAAAAUAAUUCUUCUGAAAGUAAUAAUCAGUAUUAUAUAUUUACAAAUCGUGCGAAUGAAAAAGAUACUUUAAAUAAUGUGUUUAAAAAUACAAAUAAUCAAAAACAUGAGUCCAAUUUAAGUUAUCUACAUAGUGAUGAUGAAAUAUUUAUGGAUCACUCUUUUGAUGAGAACAAAGCAAAAGCAAAAAAUAAAAUAAAAAUAAAUAAUAGUAACAAUAAUAAUAAUAAUAAUAAUGAGGAGGACGACGAUGAUAAUAUGAUGAUGAAACCAAAUAUUUAUCAUUCAAGUAAUGAUAAUUUUAUUAAUAUGAAUGAAAUGGAUAAUUCAUCAAAUAUUUUAAAAGAAAAGAAUCAUAAUUUUAUAGAUAAUAAUAAUAAUUAUAAUAAAAUAUUAAACGAUAUAUAUUUAAAAAAUAACUCUGAUAUUAUUAUAAGAGAACCAUUCUUUAAAACAUCUAAAUAUGGAACACUAAAAGAAAAAAAGGAAAAUUUUGAUGAACAAUUAAAGGGAAUGUCAAAUGAAAAGAAUAUGAAAAAUAUCUCUUUAGAUAAUAAAAAAAAAAUAAAACUAACUAAAAAAAAAAAGAAACAAUCAAUCAAUUUUAAUAGUAAUAAUAAACAUGAUAUUUCUAAUACAUAUGAUCAAAAUAAUAUAUCUAAUAACCCAUAUAAUAUUAUAUAUGGCUCAUCCAUACCACAUUUAGAUAUUUCUUCUAAUGUUAAUAAAUUAUCCAAUGAAAGUGUAAAAACAUAUUUACCCACAGGUUCUUUUGUUAAUUCUAAAGAUAAUUCUACAUGUACAACCAUAUUAUCUAAUAAUGAUAUGAACACAAAUGAUAAUAAUUUAAUAAAUAGUGGAACUAAACUAAAAAACAUACAAACUAAAAAAAUGAUUAACUUAUUAGAAAACAAAGUAAGAACAUUAGAAAGUAAAAAACAUAAUUUAAAUGAUAAAAUGAAAGACCUACAUGAUAAUGCUUAUAUGUUAAUCGAAUCAAAGGAAAAAGACAAUUUAACCAUACAACAUUAUGAAACCUUAAUAAAAAAUCUAGAGAGCAAAUAUAAUAAAUUAUUUAAUAUGUAUCAAGAAUUAGAUGAACAUCGUAUAUCAUAUGUUGAUGCUUAUAGAGAAAAACAAACCAAAAUAGAAAACCUAUGUGCAAUUCUACAAAUAAAAAGUGAAGAAAAUCUUAAACUAACACAAGAAAUGAAUAUUAUUAAUAAAAAAAAUGAACAGUUACAAGGUCAAAUUUAUGAAUAUAUCAAAGAUGUUGAAGAUAAAGAAACCGAUUUAAAUAAAAAAAAAGAAGAAUGUGUUAUUUUAAAAAAUAAUCUAGAAACACUUAAAAUAGAAAAAGAUUAUUUUAAAAAACAAUUAGAAGAAAAAACAAAACAAUAUGAUGAUCUAGAAAAUAAUAUGAAAAUUAUAAAAGAACAAAAUGAACAUAUCAAAAAUAAAUUUCAAUCUAUGGGGAAAAGUAAUGAUCAUACAAAUAAUUUCUUUAUACCUAAAAUUGAUAAUCUAAUAUAUAUAUUAAAUAAAAUGUUACAAGUAUUUAAAUUAAAUGAACAAAAUAUACUAGAUUAUGCAACCUUCUUUAAACAAAAUGCAACUAUUAUAGAAGAAAAAUUAUUAAAUAAUGAUAAUAUUUGUAAUGAUAUUAUACAACUUAUUGAUAAAAAUUUAGUCAACCCUAUUAUUAAUGUAGUAAAUCAAAGAGACCAACAAUAUAUACAACAUCAAAAAGAAUUAAAAAUGAAAUUUGAUGAUGAUCUUUUAAAAAUAUAUGAAAAAAAUAUAAACAACGUAGAAUUGGCAAAUAAACAUAUAGAAGAUUUAAAAAAAUUAUUAAAAUCUAUAACUAUUAAAAAUGAUCGAAUAAAACAAAAAGCUUUAUUACUUUCAUAUGCUCAGGGAAGAUUAAAUCAAAAACCAUUAUUAAAAGAAAUUAAAAAUAUGAAUACUGGAACUUUAUUAUUUAAAUGUAAAUAUAAUAGAUAUUCUCAUAAACCUGUACAAAUAUAUAUGAAAAUUGUAGACAAUAAAUAUAUUACCUGGACAAAAAAUCUGACAGGCAAAAAGGGAUUUAAAAAAAGGAAGCUCAUAGACAUUCAGGAUGUCAUAAAUGUGGACUAUGGUCUUAAUAGCAGACCCGUUUACUGGCUCAUCGAAAAGCAAAAUCAAAAAAAAUUGCAAAAGAAAAAACUAAAUUCAAAUCAAUUUUAUGAAAACAAUCCUUAUAAGUUAAUUCCAUAUAAUUGCUUUACAAUAUACACAAAGGAAAGAACUUAUGAUUUUUUCUCAGAUGAUGAUGAAGUUGUAGCUUCUUGGGUAAUUGGACUUGGCUUGUUAUCUUAUCCAUAUAAUAAAAGUCCUAGUAUACAAUCAAGAUCAGAAUUUAUAAUUAAGAGAGUUCAAUUAAAAUUGAAAUUAUAUUGUAUUAAAAAUAAUAUCAACUAUGUUAAACUGUGGAAAAAUGCUAUUAAAAAAACACAACAACAAAUGGAAGUAUAA